Topomyia yanbarensis is the source of this 1600-nucleotide messenger RNA. RefSeq names its product CCHC-type zinc finger nucleic acid binding protein (gene CNBP). Lineage: Eukaryota; Metazoa; Arthropoda; Insecta; Diptera; Culicidae. The record is from RefSeq and is a predicted model, not a curated record. Gene Ontology annotation, molecular function: zinc ion binding; nucleic acid binding. The transcript has 3 exons. Bases 218 to 700 code for a protein of 160 amino acids.
GACGUUCUGUUGUGUCCGUCACUCUGGCAACACAUGCAUGCCGACGUUCUCUUUCGUCCAACCGCGGCAGAAGACGACGGCUAAAAAUUUUUACUAGUGCAAGUGUGGAAGUGCUCUCUUGUGUGCGCCGCGAACGGUUUUUGUGGUCGGUUGAAAAAGUGUGGUGAGGAGAGGAGUUGUAACAGGACCCGACGUAAUCCAAUAAACAGCAGGAAAAAUGUCUGGAAAUACGUGCUUCAAGUGUGACCGGCCGGGACACUAUGCCCGUGAUUGCCAGAACGUCGGAGCGGGAGGCGGUGGUGGUGGUCGCCCCGGAGGACCCCGUGGUGGAGAAAGACGAGAAUUCGGCGGAGGCGGCAGCCGCCGUGAAAAGUGCUAUAAAUGCAACCAAAUGGGUCACUUUGCACGUGAUUGCAAGGAGGAUCUGGACCGGUGCUACCGCUGCAACGGAAGCGGUCACAUUGCACGUGACUGCAGUCUGUCGCCCGACGACUCGUGCUGCUACAACUGCAACCAGAGCGGUCAUCUGGCUCGAAACUGUCCGGAAAAGAGCGACAGGGAUAUGAACGUGUCCUGCUACAACUGUAACAAGAGUGGUCACAUUUCACGAAACUGUCCCACCGGGGACAAAAGCUGCUAUAGCUGUGGCAAGAUUGGUCACUUGAGUCGCGACUGCACUGAGAACAAGGGUCGCGAUUAGAAGUCGGGUUAUGCGUCGUCGUGGUGCACCAGCAGCAGCAACAACAAUAACAAUAUCCACAUGAACAAUAACAACAAUAGCAGCAGUUUGAACCAUAUUAACAACAACAACAACAGCGUUGGAGCUGUAACCAGUUAUUACCGGUUGCCUUCGCUCCCGUCUCGAAUUACAGUCUCGCCGACUAUACAGCAAGAACAACAGAAACAAUUGUUCGGUGGACUGAAUUCAUUCCAGAACCAUCUUCACCGUCAACUUCCAUCCCAGUCCCUUCAGCAGGCCGUUCAGCAAUUCCCAUUCGCCGAAGGUACGAUCAAAUCGGCGGUGAGUGACCAACAUCAGACGGUUGCAACGGCCUAUCUGUUGCAGUCGCAACAGAAAAGCUACUACAACAGUGCGUCGUCGCCGAUCGGCGCUCAUCUUGGUCACUACGCUGCGGCUGUUGUUUCCGGCGGAGGCAGUACUAGCGGAUCUGUUACGACGAUCGGAAGUGGGUUAGGAGGUCAUCCUGCAAGUACUUCGGCGGUCGCUGCUGCAGCUGCUGCCACCCUUCACGCAAGCAAACCACGAUUCAAAUUAUAAUACUAAAUGAUGAUAAUAAUUGCAAAAAAAAAAUUUAAAUGUUGAUUAAUCACGAAUGGAAAAGAGAAAGAAGGAACGUUUAUGAAAUCAAAACUAACAACAAAGAAAGCAGAUCGGAGUAAAAAAAACGUACGAAUGGAUAUAAAUGAUUCACUUUCACACAAUUAAACUAAAAAAACUCGUUUAUGCCAUUUAUUGUUUUUCUUGUUUUUUCAUGUUCUUAACUGUACGAAGCAAAAGCAUUGAAAAAAUUAUACAAUAUUUCGUAUGGAGAACUAAAUAAAAUACCAGGAAGACGAGAGUAACCAUUACAAGGUUAAA